Molecule: messenger RNA, 468 nt
Organism: Saxophila tyrrhenica
Lineage: Eukaryota; Fungi; Ascomycota; Dothideomycetes; Mycosphaerellales; Extremaceae
Exons: 1
Coding region: 1-468 (155 amino acids)
Source: RefSeq, a predicted model, not a curated record
AUGUCCAGCGACAACCCCACCGUCGCCUCCGCAAAUGAGUCCACAGGCGUCGAGCCUCUCAACACCUCGCCCACAGAACCCGUGCCGCUCAAGCAAGAUGUCGACCCAGCGAACGACGUCCCCCCUACAUUGACGGAUCUCCCUGCUGGAUGCGAACCAGUCGUCUUCCCACUCGAUCUAGGAAGCCGGACGAAGAACAAUCAGACUGUCUCCUCGUUACCCAGUGCGCGCGAAUUCGAAGAUCUGGUAAAAGCCAAGAUACGGCCACCGGGACCUGCGAGGGCAGAGGAAGUGCCGAUGGAGAGUGCGAAGAGCGAGUAUAAGGAGGUUUUGGAUAAAGUGGGUGUGGCGAUCGGGACGGAUGAGGUGAAGGUUUAUAAGUUAGAGACUGGGAUGGGGAAGGGGGAGGUGUAUGUUGUUGGGUUGGAUGUGGAUGGAGAAAGAAUCGUGGGUGUACGAAUACCGUAG